Messenger RNA from Dovyalis caffra, 342 nucleotides. Lineage: Eukaryota; Viridiplantae; Streptophyta; Magnoliopsida; Malpighiales; Salicaceae. The record is from the annotation of a GenBank genome assembly.
AUGGCUUCUCUUCCUCACCCUUCUCAGCAAUCAACAGCAAGUGAACUUGAUUAUCACUCACCAUCUAUGCGUUAUAACCAAGAAAUUAAGGCCACACUAGAAGUAGAAACUGUUGUUCCAGUGCCAAGGAGUAGGAAAGGAGAAGGAUGUGUAGCCCCUGAUCUUGAUGGUGUUUUCUUGACUUGGGAGGAUUUGUGGGUGACUGAUUCCAAUGGGAAAAGUGGCAGCAAACCAAUCCUUGAGGGUCUAACUGGUUAUGCUAAGCCAGGAGAGCUCUUGGCUAUAAUGGGUCCAUCAGGUUGUGGCAAAUCUACACUUCUUGAUACAUUAGCAGGUAACUGA